This is a messenger RNA of Cloeon dipterum, 2032 nucleotides long. It is a transcript of the gene ERp60, whose product is annotated as disulfide-isomerase A3. The transcript has 8 exons. Gene Ontology annotation, molecular function: protein disulfide isomerase activity. The record is from RefSeq and is a predicted model, not a curated record. Bases 97 to 1566 code for a protein of 489 amino acids. Gene Ontology annotation, biological process: protein folding; response to endoplasmic reticulum stress. Gene Ontology annotation, cellular component: endoplasmic reticulum. NCBI's taxonomy places the organism in Eukaryota, Metazoa, Arthropoda, Insecta, Ephemeroptera, Baetidae.
UCGGCCAGCCACGUUCCGCCCGGUGUCGCUCUUCGUGUCAGUUCUUCAGCCCAACACCACUUUCGUGGACAUUUUUCGACUUACCGGCCCUUCGCGAUGGUGUGGAAGACCGCUCUGCUGCUCGCUUGCGCCUGGACAGUGUGCCAGGCCGGCGAAAAGGAUGUCCUCGAGCUCACGGACGACGACUUCUCCACCAGAAUCGCUGAACAUGAAGUCGCCGUUGUCAUGUUCUACGCACCCUGGUGCGGCCAUUGCAAGAGGAUGAAGCCUGAGUACGAAAAGGCGGCGCCGACGUUGCGUGCAAACGACCCGCCCGUGACCCUGGCCAAGGUGGACUGCACAGAGGCCGGCAAAGAAACUUGCAGCAAGCACGGCGUCACUGGUUACCCCACCAUCAAGAUCUUCCGCAACGGAGAGGUGUCGCAAGACUACAGCGGGCCCCGAGAGGCCGACGGCAUCGUUAAGUACAUGAAGUCGCAGGUGGGCCCCAGCUCGAAGGAGCUCGCCAACGUCGCCGAUUUCGAUAAGUUCACCAGCAAGGAGGAAGUGGUCGUGGUCGGCUUCUUCAAGGAGGACUCUGACCUGAAGAAGGCCUUCCUCAAGCUGGCCGACGUCCUAAGGGAGAAGGUCACCUUUGGCAACUCCGCUGACGAGGCUGUCCUGAAAAAGGCUGACGUCAACGAUGGCAUUGUUUUGUUCCGUCCUAAGCACCUGGCUAACAAGUUCGAGCCCGCAACCGUCAAGUACGAUGGAGCAGCCAAUAAAGACGCCAUUGAGAAGUGGAUAAACAAAAACUACCAUGGUCUGGUUGGACACAGAACCAGAGACACCUCCAAGGACUUUGAGAACCCACUUAUUGUCGCUUACUAUGCUGUUGACUACACUAAGAACCCCAAAGGCACAAACUACUGGAGAAACCGCAUCCUGAAGGUGGCCAAGGAUCACACAGAUUUCAACUUUGCAAUCAGCGCUAAGGAUGAUUUCCAGCAUGAGCUGAACGAGUUUGGAAUCGACUUUGUGGCUGGAGACAAGCCUCUGGUGUUCGCUCGCGACGCUAAGAACCGCAAGUUUGCCAUGAAGGACGAGUUCUCCAUCGAGAAUUUUGAAACUUUCAUUAAGGACCUGAAGGCUGACAAGCUGGACCCGUACCUCAAGUCUGAGCCCAUCCCUGACGACAACGAGGGCCCUGUCGUGGUGGCCGUGGCCAAGAACUUUGAUGAGGUGGUUACCAAGGUGGACAAGGACGUUUUGAUUGAGUUCUACGCUCCCUGGUGCGGACACUGCAAGAAACUGGCCCCUACCUUUGACGAGCUUGGAGAGAAGAUGAAGGGUGAGGACGUGUCUAUCGUGAAGAUGGACGCCACCGCCAACGACGUGCCAUCAACAUAUGACGUCCGCGGCUUCCCUACCCUGUACUGGGUGCCCAAAAACAACAAGGACAGCCCUGUCAGAUACGAGAGCGGACGUGAGGUGAACGACUUUGUUGAGUAUAUCGCCAAGCAUGCCACCAACGAGCUCAAGGGCUACGAUCGCAAGGGCAAGGAAAAGAAGAAGGAGGAGUUGUAAAGCGGCCGCUAAGUGCCGAGAAAGACUCAAACUAAUUGUUUUGUCCGCUCUGCAUGAUGAGAUGAAUACUGUCUUCUAACGACUCCUGCGAAAAUUGUUGAUUGUGUGCUGUUUGAAUGAUGGUUGAAGAUACAUUUGCGUUGUUCCAUUCGAAUUUCUUUAAAAUCGCCUCGAGGAAUUGCUCCAUUCCAGUUUCUAUUUAUUUCCGCCAGACUAAGCCACUGCGCUUGGUGCUCUUUUGAAAUUUCAAAUAUGCAUUUUCUGUACGUCCUCGGAUCCGGUGUGAUUGUUACUUCUGUUUUUCUUUUAUUGUCUGGCCGUGACUUUGACAAAGAUCUGGUUGUGGGGAUAAUCAUAAAUAGCAAUUGAUUUUGAUUAAAACUAGAGGUUUUUGAUAAUAAAAUGAGAAAAUCGUAAUGUCUAUCAGCGCAAUCCAGAAUUAAAAGUCUUUUGAUAGAGUAUUAAA